Messenger RNA from Colletotrichum acutatum, 400 nucleotides. RefSeq lists its product as uncharacterized. The record is from RefSeq and is a predicted model, not a curated record. NCBI's taxonomy places the organism in Eukaryota, Fungi, Ascomycota, Sordariomycetes, Glomerellales, Glomerellaceae. The transcript has 2 exons. The coding region runs from base 95 to 343 and encodes 82 amino acids.
AUUCUAAGAGCUGUACGAUGAUCAGGACGCGAGAAAUGAUACCCUUGUUUGGAAACACGAUGGGAAGAAAGAUCCCGAUAUUCGAAGAAUUGUUAUGGACGUGGGAAGAUACGAAUUGACUCGAGGCGACACCGGCACCUCGAACCCCUGCAGCUCGGGUAACCCCACCUUCGCAUUGGCUCCGAUUUCGACAACCAGCCCGCGGUCGGGUCCCUUUGCCGCCAUCAGCAACCUCUUCACGUUGGAUAUUUCCAGUCCUUUCCCACCUCACUCGAAGAACGAAAUCGAGCAAACAACAACAAGCCCGAGCCUACAAAGCCGGCCCUCGAACAAUCGCGUUUGAUCUUUCUCAAUUUCCCCCAGUCGAAGCCGCAUCGGAACAUUUAACGACCAUUGCCCC